Myripristis murdjan (pinecone soldierfish) is the source of this 1805-nucleotide messenger RNA. Its product is annotated as N-acetyllactosaminide beta-1,3-N-acetylglucosaminyltransferase 3-like. Gene Ontology annotation, cellular component: Golgi membrane. Gene Ontology annotation, biological process: poly-N-acetyllactosamine biosynthetic process; protein O-linked glycosylation. The record is from RefSeq and is a predicted model, not a curated record. Gene Ontology annotation, molecular function: hexosyltransferase activity; UDP-glycosyltransferase activity. Lineage: Eukaryota; Metazoa; Chordata; Actinopteri; Holocentriformes; Holocentridae. The transcript is spliced from 2 exons. Bases 392 to 1612 code for a protein of 406 amino acids.
UUGCGUGAUAUGGAAGGUCUCGGGGCCACAUAAAUACUGUCCCAUGCAUUAAACCUGAGAUAAACGGAGAAGGGAGAAAUGCGCACAGCCCGUUCUUUGAAGUUCUCCCUGUAAAACGAGCGGAUUGCACUUCCACCUCUUUCCGAUGUCAUAAAGAGGCGGAAGAAGCUAGCCAGCCCGCCUCCGCUCCCCAGGCAACAAGCUAACAAGUUAGCGCCAUGCCAAAGAAACGUUGCUGCACCACAGAUGGAUGCAAGGAGACUCGUGUUUCACUGCACACUCUUCCAAAAGAACCACACGUUGCAGACCAGUGGCUGAUGUCAAUUUUUCCGCAGGUCCCGCAGGAUUUAGUCCAAAUUUGCUGACUGUUUUAUCAACCUGACACAAUACAAUGCCGGUUUCGCCAAGAAACUAUUGGAAAUGGACACUGCUGUCCCCACACCGUCUGGACCAACAUCAACUCCGCCACCGAGUAUCAAGGAUGAAAAAGACAGGGCAAAUAACUUUGCUACUUACUGGAGUCUUUUUCUUGGUCUUCCACCUCCAGAAAGAUGAAUGUCCUACCCGUUUGAACCAACGCCUCCAGGCAUAUGCGUUGAAGAAUGACGUUCAAAAGAGGUCACCCACCACAAGGAACACAAGUAAUGGUUUCUCCUGGCACACUUGUCGCCAUAAUGAGUCGGCAGCCAACAUCAAAGACUUCACCUCACUUCCUGUCCACAUACAAGACUUUCUCUACCAUCGUCACUGUCGCCACUUCCCCAUGCUGUUGGAUGUUCCUGAUAAAUGCGGAGGAGCUGAUGGAUCUGCAGAAGUCUUCCUUUUGCUAGUCAUUAAAAGUUCCCCCGAGAACUACGUCCGGCGAGAGGUCCUGCGCAAAACCUGGGCCAGUGAGAGAUUACACAAGGGUGUGUGGAUCAGGAGGAUCUUCAUCUCAGGGGUGGCACAAGCUGGAUAUGAAAAAAAGAGACUGAACAAGCUCCUGGAACUGGAGCACCGUGAGCACAAUGACAUUCUUCAAUGGGACUUUAAAGACUCCUUCUUCAACCUCACCUUGAAGCAGAUACUCUUCCUGGAGUGGAUGGAGAGGAACUGUCCACAGGCUCACUUCCUCCUGAACGGUGAUGACGAUGUCUUCGCAAACACGGGCAACAUGGUGGAGUAUCUCCAAAGUCAAGAGGACAAUAACGUCACUAAGCAUCUCUUCGUAGGCCACGUGAUCUCGAAUGUGGGGCCCAUUCGACACACAGGGAGCAAGUACUAUGUCCCUGUUCAGGUGCAUGAGUCAGAGUCAUACCCCCCUUACUGUGGGGGUGGAGGCUUCCUCCUGUCUGGCUACACAGCCCAAGUCAUAUACAAAAUGUCCAAGUCCAUUACCAUUCUUCCCAUUGAUGAUGUUUACAUGGGAAUAUGUCUGGCCAAAGCAGGACUUGCACCUUUUUCCCAUAUGGGAGUGAAGACGGCAGGGCUGUACAUCCCCUCCAGCAAACUAGAUGCUCAUGACCCUUGCUAUUAUAGAGAAGUUUUAUUGGUGCACAGAUUCCUGCCACAUGAGCUGUAUCUCAUGUGGCAGGGAAUACAUGACCCUACUCUGAAAUGUAUGACUUUUUAAUGUCUGUGCCUGGUGUAUUUUAAGGAUUAGAGUUACUGGCACUACUGUUUUGCACUUUGCAUCCUGCACUUUUUCAUGGGAGAGGGUACAGAGUGACUUGGACUUAAAGGAAAAGUCUGAGUCACUUAAAAGUGCCAUACCAGUGAUUUUGCAUGUUUAGCAUGAUAUCUACAAAAUGUGUAAGCUCCAUCCA